UCUUCUCUCUCUUUCACCCAUUUUCUCUCUCCAACUUCGCCGGAGAACUACCAUGCCGCCGCCGAAGAGGCUAUGUAUCAAAAGGACCGCCAGACAGAAGGAGAUCCUCUUCGACAUCGGAGGCGCCGCCGUCGUAGAACCUCAACAAGUCGAAAAUCCAAACACCGCCUUCGAUCACCGCCUUCUCUUCAUGCUCUCAUCAAGCAACAAUCGAAGAAAUUCCGAUGAAUUCCCCUGGUCGUCUAACUACCUCCAGGCUUGCUGCCUCUACCGCCGCUCCCUCGUCGCCGGCCGUGACAUAUACAUGUACAAGGGAGAGAGCGGUUUUUGUAGUGCAGAGUGCCGGAAGCAGCAGAUGAAUCAGGACGAGGCCAAGGAGAAACGUUCGAAGGUGUCGACGAAAGGACCACGACCAACUGCCAAAGUAUAG
This is a messenger RNA of Cucurbita maxima (winter squash), 430 nucleotides long. RefSeq lists its product as uncharacterized. NCBI's taxonomy places the organism in Eukaryota, Viridiplantae, Streptophyta, Magnoliopsida, Cucurbitales, Cucurbitaceae. The record is from RefSeq and is a predicted model, not a curated record. Bases 53 to 430 code for a protein of 125 amino acids. The transcript is spliced from 2 exons.